UUUUGCGAAAAACGAUCGCACGAUGAAAUUUCUCCUGUUAUCGAUAAGCUUCCUCGCCCUAGUGGCGGCAGUUUUGGGUUGUGAGUUUGGGAUUGGAAAACGAAAAUCACCGGAUUUUCCAAUGCACGUCUUACAUAUUGGCAAAGGACCUGUAGAUGAUCCCCAGAAUAUGACAUUAACAUUCGACUACGCCGUAGGACCGGACACAAAUGACGAACUAACGUACGUCGCUUUCGAAGUUUCAGAACCGAGUUGUUCUUUCUCCGGAAUUGAAAGUUUCGAAUCCAGAAAAGCUUUCAAAAUCGCUAUUUCGACAAUCAGUCCGGUACGAGAGUUUACGGGUUCGGCCACCAUUUAUGGCAUUCGAUGGGCGGUACCGAAUUGAAAACAUUUGAAUUAUAAAAGCAUUAGAUAAGGUUUAUUAAAAAAAAAUAUUUUAAGGUAUUUGUUUUUUCUACAAAGGUGAUAUACAUUGAUAAAUACAAAGAAACGUGAUAAAAAAUAUAGUCAU
Uranotaenia lowii is the source of this 511-nucleotide messenger RNA. RefSeq lists its product as uncharacterized. The transcript has 3 exons. Bases 23 to 385 code for a protein of 120 amino acids. The record is from RefSeq and is a predicted model, not a curated record. Lineage: Eukaryota; Metazoa; Arthropoda; Insecta; Diptera; Culicidae.